Molecule: messenger RNA, 1347 nt
Organism: Zasmidium cellare ATCC 36951
Lineage: Eukaryota; Fungi; Ascomycota; Dothideomycetes; Mycosphaerellales; Mycosphaerellaceae
Exons: 2
Coding region: 1-1347 (448 amino acids)
Source: RefSeq, a predicted model, not a curated record
AUGGGCGGCUCAGCUUUCGCUCAAGCGGCCGCGCAGGGCCAACCCACGCUGCACACACCGCGGAUGAGCCCGGCCGAAUACGCACAUCUCAAGACAACCUAUCUCCGUCGCCUGCAGGAAUGCUUCCCGGGAAAGGCCGUGUCAGUUCUCGUCGAAGCCCCUGAAAAGACCGAUUAUGGCGACCUUGACUUGUUUGUCGUAUCCGAUGGCCAAGUGGACUUCAUAGACGUCGCCCGCAAACUCGGCGCCGCCGGGGUCAUAUGCUCCAGCAGUGGUAAACACCAGAUGUGCUCGAUUGGUGUUCUGAAAGAUGGCUCUCGAAGUUCUCAUGAGACUGUUGUCUACAAGAAUAUUUCCAGCAACAAUUCCAAGAAAGCUCAACCAUCUACUACUGUUACCGUCGAGGAGUACGCUCAGAUCGACAUCGAGGUCAUCUCUUCAGAAGACUUCAGGUGGCACAGCUUCUACAGCUCAUACGGCGACAUGGGGGCACUUCUCGGCAAUAUUACCCGCAAUCUUGGACUUACCAUCAGCGAUAAAGGACUGGUCCUUCGCCUCAAAGAGCUCGACUACGCGAAGAAGACGAGGUUGGAGCAAGUCGCGGACAAGGACGGCAUGUUGAUCCUGUCGAAUGACCCAGACAGAGUCAUGGCUUUCCUGGGCCUGUCUUUCAGGCGAUAUGCAGAAGGCUUCGCUACUGUCUCGGAAUUCUUUCGAUGGCUCCGAGAAUGCCGCUUGAUUGAUCUCAACAUUAUCAGGAAGAAACGGAACAUCUCAAGAGAUCGACAAAAGGAGAGCAAGCGCACUCUGUAUUCGAAAUUCUUCGAGGAAUGGCUGCCGAAAAGCUAUGGCAUAGAAGACGAGGAAAGUGACACAGAUGAUCAAGUGUGUGACUCGCCACAAGAAGAGCCCAGAGAUGAUGACCGCAUGCGAUGGGAGAAGAGAGAGAGGUUGCGUGACGAGGCCGUCAAAUUCUUCGACAAGGAAGAGGAGUACAGGACCAUGUUUGGUGGUUUGCAGCGGUUGAUCUGCAAUCUAUGGGUCGAGCGUCUUUUGAAGCCCAUCAUCGCCGCCGAAAGCGGAGCGAAGGAUAAGAAGUUGGCAGAGAUUGUGCGAGCCUUCCGCAGAUGGGUUUGCUUCCUAGGCGGUACAAAGCCUUGCGUCCUCCCCGAGCCGCACUCCGAUGCUGAGUCGCAACUCUUCUGGUUCUUGAAAAGUAGAAGAUUCAUGAACAACCCGGAUUUGGCGCAGUCGUUUGUGGCUGAACACUGGGAAGAGCUUAAGACACUCGAGAGGAGGUGGGCUAAGGGCUCACGGGAGGUGGAAGGCACAACGAUGACAGGAUGA